GCCAGAAUCUCCGCGAAAAAGCCCAGAAAAGUGAUUGUGGUGUGUCAAGCAGUAUUAUGUGCGUGCAAUUGUGCUGAAUUCGUGUGAAAAUGGACGCGUGAAGUGUGCGAAAAGUGACCCAGAGUGCCUGAGUGUGUUUGCGAAGGCAGAUUUUUUGUAUGCGAGAAAAAAUGGUGCCCUUACCGCAGCCUUUCGUGGAAUACGAUUUCUGGAAGCGCACCGGAAAUUCCACGGAUCCCAUUGAGCUGACAUGCCUGAUGCCCACGGGCAUCCUCAUACCACUCAUCACGCUGAGGAAUUCCACACUGCAAGACAUCAAAGAGGAAUUGUGGGAGAAGGCGGAGAAGUAUCCCUUCUAUGGCCACCUCAGGGACAAGUCCAUGUACGUGCUGUACGCCCUGUCGGAGUUCUCGAAGCCGGACGAGCUCACGGACGAGACGAAGAGGAUCUGCGACGUGAAGCCCUACUUCUGCAUCCUGAAGAUAUCCGAGAAGCAAAUCUCCACCAACAACACUCUCAACAAGAACAUCAACUAUCUCAUAGGAAAAGUGCCACACGAGUUCUCCAUGAAGAAUCCCGAGCUGAAUGACUUUCGCUACAAAAUGAGUCUUCUGUGUGAUCAAGUGUCGAGAAAGCGGCUGAAGAUGACUUGGACGGACAAGGUGAUGUAUCAAUUCCCACCGCGAUUGGCGUCCACUCGUGAGAUUCCGGAAACGGUGCGAGUGCGCUUUCGCAACGAUCACUUCGUGCUCGUGGCGAAGUUUGAGAAUCAGGAAGCGGAGACGUCUUUCACGUUCAGCGUGCGAUAUGACAUGACGCCACACAAGCUUCUCGACACCAUUCUCACGAAGAAGGCGCUCACGACGAACAAGCAGCUGAACAGGGAUCGCGUGAGCGACUACAUCCUGAAGGUGUGCGGACAAGAUGAGUUCCUCUUCGGCGAGCAUCCGCUCGUGCAAUUUCUCUAUAUACAAGACACUCUGUCGCGCAACGGCGUUCCAACUGUCGUGACGCAGUCCAUAAAGAAUUUAUCAGUGUUUGAGGACAUCAUUUACCAAACUCCGGAGUCUCUUGAGCGAAUGAACAGUAAAUCUCGCGCAACGCUUCAGCACCACAAUUCGACGACGACACUGCGCAAAAAGACAAAGCACACCCUCUCGUGGGACAUCAACGAGCGCUUCCAGUGCACAAUCAACCAGAUAAAGGAUCUCAACUGCGACACGAAUCGCACGGUGGAGGUGGGCAUUCAGGUGGGCCUCUUUCACGGCGGCAAAUCCCUGUGCGAGCCCAAGCAGACGAUGGAGAGGAUUCUCAACACCGAGGGCUGUGCGGAGUUCGAGGAGACGCUCACGUUCGACAUCUUCGUGUACAAUAUUCCUCGGAUGGCGCGACUGUGCAUGGUGGUGUACGAGACGGCGAAGAGCACGAAGGGUGGCGGCGUGCGAUCGCGCCGGAUAAAGGAUAUAAACAGGGACAUGUUCAUCAAUCCACUCGUGUGGGUCAACACCACAGUAUUCGACUACAAGCACCAGCUGAAGACGGGCGCCGUCACGCUGUACGCGUGGGCGUACGCUGAGGACUCGCAGUCGGACGAUCUACUGCACCCGCUGGGCACAGUGGAGCCCAAUCCGAGGAAUGACAAAUGCUCGGCGAUCACGAUGACUUUUUCCAACUACAGCACAGACAACACGAUCAUGUAUCCGUCGGAGGACAAGAUUCUGGAGCACGCGUCGCGUCUGGCGAAGCAGGACAAUUUGAACAGAGACAGCGCACAGGACACGCGCACGAUCAGGGAGAUCCUGUCGCCGUAUCUGAAGAACGAUCGGUUGCAUGAGAUGCACGAGCAGGAGAGGAAUGCCAUCUGGGCGAAGCGUUAUGAUUGCCUGCACGAUGAGGCGGAGGGAUUACCGUGUUUGCUCUUUUGUGUGGAGUGGAAUGAUAAGAAUGAGAUUUGCGAGAUCACGAGUCUGCUGAAGAAGUGGAAGUCUGUGUCGGUGGAGCGAGCGCUCGAGUUGCUGGACUACGCGUACGCUGAUCAGACGGUGAGGCGAUUCGCGGUGAAUUGCCUGCGACGCGUGAAGGACGAGGAACUGCUGCUGUACUUGCUGCAGCUGGUGCAGGCGAUGAAGCAUGAGUCGUACAUGUAUUCGGAUCUCGUGGAGUUUCUGCUGGAGCGUGCGCUGAGCAAUCAGCGCAUUGGGCAUUUCCUCUUCUGGCAUUUGCGAUCGGAAAUGCAAGUGCCAUCGGUUCAGAUACGUUUCGGCUUGAUACUAGAGGCUUAUCUCACGGGGAGUCAGGAGCACAUUCCGAUGUUGCUCAAGCAGAUGCAGUGUCUGGAGAAGCUGAAGGAGGCCUCGGAGUUGGCCAAGAAGGGCAACAGGGAGAAGGGCAGAGCGCUGCUGCAGGAGUUCUUUGGCGAUAAUCAUGUGUCAAAUACGAUUUCCAACGUUGUCAGUCCUCUCAAUCCCAGUUUUCGGUGCAAGGCUCUCAGAACGGACAAGUGCAAAGUGAUGGACUCUAAAAUGCGUCCUCUGUGGAUUGUUUUUGAGAAUGCGGACAUUCACGGAGAUGAUAUUUAUGUGAUUUUUAAGAAUGGUGAUGAUCUGCGGCAAGACAUGCUCACGCUCCAGAUGCUGAGGAUAAUGGACAGGAUAUGGAAGAGUCAUGGGUAUGACUUCAGGAUGAAUCCCUACAGCUGCAUCAGCAUGGAGAGGCGCCUGGGGAUGAUUGAGGUGGUGCUGAAUGCCGAGACUAUUGCCAACAUUCAGAAGGUGAAGGGAAUGUUCUCGGCGACGUCGCCGUUCAAGAAGGGCUCCUUGCUGACGUGGCUGAGAGAGCACAACACCACUGACGAAUCUCUGCAGCGAGCUAUCACGGAAUUCACGUACAGCUGCGCGGGAUACUGCGUGGCGACGUACGUUCUGGGUGUGGCGGAUCGCCACUCGGACAAUAUCAUGGUGAAGAGGACUGGGCAGCUGUUUCACAUUGACUUUGGCCACAUUCUGGGUCACUUCAAGGAGAAGUUCGGCUUCAGGCGAGAGCGAGUUCCCUUCGUGCUCACACAUGACUUUGUCUAUGUUAUCAACAACGGACGGACUGAUCGCGAGGCGGAUGAGUUCAGGACGUUUCAGAAUCUUUGUGAGACUGCAUUUCUUAUAUUAAGACAGCACGGAUGUUUAAUACUCUCAUUAUUUGCAAUGAUGAUCUCAACUGGACUACCAGAAUUGUCUUCAGAGAAGGAUUUAAAUUAUUUAAGAGAAACACUGGUUUUAGAUUUACCGGAAAAUGAAGCACGCGAGCAUUUUAGAUCAAAGUUUAGUGAAGCUCUGGCGAAUUCAUGGAAAACAUCCCUCAAUUGGGCAUCUCACAAUUUCUCCAAGAAUAAUAAGCAGUGACAAUAUUUUACUCUUUAAUGGACACAAGAAGGAAAGCAUUGUGAAUUGGGGGAGAGAAACAUUUGGAGAUACGAGUCGAAUAAGUGUAAUGUAUAAUUUUAAAUAAUUUUCACAUGGGCAUUGAAUGCGACUAAUUCACAACUAAUUUAAUUUCGUGCGAAAGAGUAUGCAAGUGCGAGAGAAAGAUGAAAUAAAAGUCUUUUCCA
Molecule: messenger RNA, 3601 nt
Organism: Phlebotomus argentipes
Lineage: Eukaryota; Metazoa; Arthropoda; Insecta; Diptera; Psychodidae
Gene: Pi3K92E
Product: phosphatidylinositol 4,5-bisphosphate 3-kinase catalytic subunit beta isoform
Exons: 9
Coding region: 159-3395 (1078 amino acids)
Biological process (GO): cell migration; phosphatidylinositol 3-kinase/protein kinase B signal transduction; phosphatidylinositol-mediated signaling
Cellular component (GO): plasma membrane; phosphatidylinositol 3-kinase complex; cytoplasm
Molecular function (GO): 1-phosphatidylinositol-3-kinase activity; 1-phosphatidylinositol-4-phosphate 3-kinase activity
Source: RefSeq, a predicted model, not a curated record